Molecule: messenger RNA, 1074 nt
Organism: Nicotiana tabacum (common tobacco)
Lineage: Eukaryota; Viridiplantae; Streptophyta; Magnoliopsida; Solanales; Solanaceae
Product: organelle RRM domain-containing protein 6, chloroplastic
Biological process (GO): cytidine to uridine editing; chloroplast mRNA modification
Cellular component (GO): chloroplast
Molecular function (GO): RNA binding
Source: RefSeq, a predicted model, not a curated record
GUGAUACCAUUAUUUUCUGUGACUCGUAUAGGGUAUACGUGCAGAAGUAAGCGCACGACCCAUUAUCCAUUUUCAUUGCUCUCGACUCUACGCUGAACUGUGGCGAAAAAUGGUGGCAUUGUUCGCUAGCGCUAAUGUGUAUGCACCGCUACCACUGUGGUCUUCCAUUAGAAAAGAAUCAAAGUAUCUUUUCCAUUGUCACCCAACAAUUCACAGUCAACAUUUCUCCUCCUCUUCUUCUUCUUCGUCGUCGUCGUUAUCAAUUCAGCCCCCAACUCGUUAUUUCCAAAUUGUAUCUUGUUAUCCUCUGUCUUCUUCCCCAACGACUCGCUUCAACUUCAAUCCCUCUACCAAGCUCUUUGUCAGUGGACUCUCAUUUCGUACAACUGAAGAGAGCUUAAGAAAUGCCUUCAAGGACUUCGGGGAGAUCGUGGAAGUGAAUUUGGUGAUGGACAAAAUUGCCAACAGACCAAGAGGAUUUGCUUUCCUUCAUUAUGCUACGGAGGAGGAAUCACAGAAAGCAAUUGAGGGAAUGCAUGGCAAGUUUCUGGAUGGCAGGGUAAUAUUUGUUGAAGUCGCUAAGCCUAGAUCUGAACUUCGUCGAGGCCCUAAUCAAAAUAAAAGACAAUGAUGUAGGCAUGCAUCCCUAAUCAAGACUCAUCUCCAAGGUCCAUAAUAACUGUUAUGAGGGAGGAAUGAAUAGUGGACGGCUUCAUUUAAUCAUCGUGCAUCUACACUUUUAUCAGAAUGUUUCUGCUCAACUUGCUCUACCGAGGGAUGAAGAUUGCUUACUUCGAUACAAGCAAAAUUAAUCUGGACGCAAAAUGGUGAUAAUCAUUGAUUCAUUAUUGCAUUUCCAAUCCUCUCUCACACAAUUGUGCAAUUACUAACAUGUAGUGCUUGUUGUACAUGAAACCAGCUAUUUGAUGUGAGGCCAAAAAUUUGGCAGCACAGCUUUUCUUAAUUAUAUAACUCCAUUUGUUUGUACCAUAAACUCUGAGAAGACAGACUCUUCUUGUUGGUGGAGGAAAUCUAAGAAAGCCCUUCCUUUUAGCUAAUUCUAAGUUUGUGCUA